AUGUCUGAUAACUAUGUCGUUAUUGAUCCCACAGCACUUUCUGUAAGUGAAUUAACAGAAUCCAUAUAUUCCGAUGAGAUUUAUCAAUCAUUUUUUCAAACUCAUACAUGUUACGAUGUAAUGCCAAAAUCUGGGAAAGUGCUACUGUUAGAUGCAGGAUUAUCGAUUCGUAAAGCAUUCUUUGCCUUGGUUUACAAUAAUGUUCGAGCUGCUCUUGUUUGGCAUGCAGCAACAUCAUCAACAAUUGGCUUAUUAACUAUUUCAGAUUUUAUUGCUCUUUUGAUUAAAUUUUAUGAUGCUAAAUGUGUGAGUAAGAAAAGUAUGGAAACAUUAGAAACACUUUCAAUAUUACAAUGGAGAGAAGAAUUACAACAGGGUCAAUCGUCAACAAAAAUCAUACAUUUAAGUCCAGAUGAUAGUAUAUACAAAGCCAUAUUAACAAUAAUUAAUCGUAAAGUACAUCGGAUACCCAUUAUUGAUCCUGUUACAAAAGAUUAUUGCUGUUUGAUUACACAUAAACGAAUAUUGAAGUUUUUAUAUUUAUACAUCUACGAUCUUCCUCAACCAACAUUUAUUCAUAAAACAUUAGAUGAAUUGAAGAUUGGUCUAUAUGAUGAUCUUAUUAUGUUUGAAUCAUAUGCUGGUCAUUAA
Didymodactylos carnosus is the source of this 651-nucleotide messenger RNA. The record is from the annotation of a GenBank genome assembly. Lineage: Eukaryota; Metazoa; Rotifera; Eurotatoria; Philodinida; Philodinidae.